Messenger RNA from Setaria italica (foxtail millet), 841 nucleotides. RefSeq names its product umecyanin. The record is from RefSeq and is a predicted model, not a curated record. Gene Ontology annotation, cellular component: plasma membrane. Gene Ontology annotation, molecular function: electron transfer activity. The transcript is spliced from 2 exons. Bases 12 to 587 code for a protein of 191 amino acids. Lineage: Eukaryota; Viridiplantae; Streptophyta; Magnoliopsida; Poales; Poaceae.
GCAGAAGAUCGAUGCCACGACUCAGAAGCCAGCAGGUGCGGUUACCAGUUUACCACGAGUCAGCAACCGCUCCACUUGCCUCUCCAAACUCCAAAGCCGUGACGGUUCUGUUUCCCUUUUCUUCGCGCGCCGUGGCGGAGCGGUUCUCUUAUUUUUGCGUCGCUCGCUUGCGUUCGGCCAUCCGCCCAUCCGCGAUGAUGAUGGGGAUGCUCGGCGCGGCCCUGGCCACGCUCCAUGCCGCCUGCCUCCUCGCCGUGCCGCCGCCCGCGCUCGCCGCCGACCACGUCGUCGGGGGCUCGGGGUGGUGCAUCCCGCCCAGCGCCGGGCUGUACCGCGCCUGGGCGGACAACAGGACGUUCUUCGUCGGCGACACCCUCGUUUUCAGGUUCGAGACGGGGUUCCACGACGUGGUGCAGGUUGGGCGGCGGGAGUACGAGGAGUGCACCGCCGACGACCCCUACCAGAUCUUCCGCGCCGGACCCGCCGCCGUCCCGCUCGACUCCACCGGCGUGCGCUACUACGUCUGCACCGUCGGCAACUACUGCUCCCUCGGCGUCAGGCUCUAUGUCACGGUCCAGCGACGCUAGCCAAUGCUUGCUCGCUCUUGCGCCGCAAACUCAAUGCUUGUAAUCAGCCUGCCGUCGACCUGGCAUUGCCAGUAUCUUGUGUAACAGAGGCACCUUAUAAUAAUCUGCAUCGAUGAGGCCAUUGCAUGGUUGUAAAUUUGUCACACGAUCAACAGCAUCCAGCCGAAUAAAAUAUUUCGAUGCAGAACGGCGAUGCCGUCAGGUAAUCGAGUCAUUGCACUCUAAUGUGCUUCAUACUGUACCAUCAGCAAACA